Messenger RNA from Hibiscus syriacus, 483 nucleotides. Its product is annotated as MYB-like transcription factor ETC3. The record is from RefSeq and is a predicted model, not a curated record. Bases 131 to 400 code for a protein of 89 amino acids. Gene Ontology annotation, biological process: cell differentiation. Gene Ontology annotation, molecular function: transcription cis-regulatory region binding. The transcript is spliced from 3 exons. Gene Ontology annotation, cellular component: nucleus. NCBI's taxonomy places the organism in Eukaryota, Viridiplantae, Streptophyta, Magnoliopsida, Malvales, Malvaceae.
CACUAAAAUCCAAACUCCAGCACUAGGCCGAAACCUCAACGACUUAUCAACUUUCGGAACUAACAGUCUUCUCCACUGUUGAUUUUUAAUCACAUAAAUACUGCGAACUCAUGGUCUCAGUACACCAUGCAUGGCUACUAGCAGUACAGGCUCUUCGUGUGGGGAAACCAUGGGAGACUCCGAUCGUCACGGCUCGACCAACCCCAAAGAGGGAAGAACUGAGGAGACGAUGGUGGAAUUCUCUGAGGAUGAAGAGAUGCUUAUUGCCAGAAUGUUUAAUUUAGUUGGACAAAGGUGGUCUUUGAUUGCUGGGAGAAUCCCUGGAAGGACAGCAGAGGAGAUCGAGAAGUACUGGGGUUCAACACAUAGCUCACAGUUACGACCGCGAAACGAAAGAUAAACAUCUUUAGACCUGAGUAUUCUUAUCGUGUUCGUAUUGUUGUUUUCAUGUGUUAUAAUCGUGUUUGAGGUAUUACAUCUUUA